This is a messenger RNA of Malaya genurostris, 916 nucleotides long. RefSeq names its product lipase member H-like. Bases 117 to 821 code for a protein of 234 amino acids. The record is from RefSeq and is a predicted model, not a curated record. NCBI's taxonomy places the organism in Eukaryota, Metazoa, Arthropoda, Insecta, Diptera, Culicidae. Gene Ontology annotation, biological process: lipid metabolic process. The transcript has a single exon. Gene Ontology annotation, molecular function: lipase activity.
AACAUGCGUUUGGUCAAUAUCAAAACGAACGAACUGUCGCGAACCGCCGGACUAGAUCAUGAGCCUGGUCAAAUUUCAAUCCCGCUCAUCCGACCCGUUUCUCCGUUCACGGUUGGAUGAGCAGCGCCAAUGAUGGCAUGAAUUCGGCAAUUCGUAACCGGUUGCUAGCCAUCGGCGAAUUCAACGUAAUUUACGUCGACUGGAGCGUUGGUGCGGCGAGUUCGAACUACGACGAAGCAAGAUUACAGGUAGGACCGGCAGGCUACGGGCUUGGCCUACUGAUAGAUGAGCUGAUCGAACACACGGGAGUUAAUCCAAAUACUAUGAACAUCAUCGGUUUCAGUUUCGGAGCCCACGUAGCGGGCAACGCUGGCAAACAUCUGAAAGGGCAGUUGAAUUCCAUCAUCGCACUGGACCCCGCCGGUCCAUUGUUCUCUCCGGGACAGGAAGAUGCCGUGUCACCGCAGGACGGGUUGUAUGUGGAAACAAUUAUGACUAAUGCCGGGCAGGUCGGUAUCGAUUCACCGCUGGGCCAAGCUAACUUUUAUCCGAACGGAGGAAGAACGCAACCCGGUUGUGGUCCGGAUACCGGUGGUGGCUGUGCCCAUGGACGGGCUCCGACUUUCUUCAUCGAAUCCAUUGCUACAUCGAUUCCGUUUCGAGCUACACGGUGCGCCAGCUACGACGAAAUUCUGGAGGGUUUGUGCACUCCAAGUGGAGACGAUGCCAACAUGGGCGGAGAACCAUCCAACCAAGGCCGGGAUGUCAGUGGGGUCUAUUAUUUAAAGACUAAUGCCGAGUCUCCGUUCGCGCAGGGUUGACCGUCGUACAAAUUGAUAGGGUAAUACUCAGACUAAAAAUGAUGGAUUGCAAUGAAACAGGUGCGAAAAUUUUUGUUACUAAUAAAUAAAAGAAA